AAAGUAGCCAUGGCUUCCUCCACGGCUGGACACCCCAUCUUCCUGGAUGGAGAAAACUGCAAGCCCUCCUGGAAAGAGGCGGCGGCGGGCUUCGACCAGACGGACACCCACUUGGAGAUCAUGGGGAAGCCGGUGAUGGAGCGUUGGGAGACCCCCUAUAUGCACUCCUUGGCCACCGUGGCAGCCUCCAAAGGGGGGCGCGUGCUGGAGGUGGGGUUCGGCAUGGCGAUCGCUGCCAGCAAAAUCGAGGAGUUUGCCAUUGAGGAGCACUGGAUUAUCGAGUGCAACGAGGGCGUGUUCCAGCGGCUGCAGGAGUGGGCCAAAACGCAGCCGCACAAGGUCAUCCCCCUGAAGGGGCUGUGGGAAGACGUCGUCCCAAGACUGCCCGAAGAACAUUUUGAAGGAAUCCUGUACGACACCUACCCUCUGUCCGAGGACACCUGGCACACGCACCAGUUUAGCUUCAUCAAGGAUCAUGCUUACCGCCUGCUCAAGCCCGGCGGCAUUCUCACUUACUGCAACCUGACCUCUUGGGGGGACCUGCUCAAAAACAAGUAUUCCGACAUUGAGAAGAUGUUCCAGGAAACGCAAGUUGCUCACUUGGUGGAGGCUGGCUUCAGGAAGGAGAACAUCCACACGACCAUCAUGGAUCUGAUGCCUCCGGCUGACUGUAGAUACUACUCUUUCCCCAAGAUGAUCACCCCCACCCUCAUCAAGUAG
Molecule: messenger RNA, 720 nt
Organism: Euleptes europaea (tarantolino)
Lineage: Eukaryota; Metazoa; Chordata; Lepidosauria; Squamata; Sphaerodactylidae
Gene: GAMT
Product: guanidinoacetate N-methyltransferase
Exons: 6
Coding region: 10-720 (236 amino acids)
Biological process (GO): creatine biosynthetic process
Cellular component (GO): nucleus; cytoplasm
Molecular function (GO): guanidinoacetate N-methyltransferase activity
Source: RefSeq, a predicted model, not a curated record